Messenger RNA from Cherax quadricarinatus, 5385 nucleotides. It is a transcript of the gene ema, whose product is annotated as C-type lectin domain containing ema. Gene Ontology annotation, cellular component: late endosome; endolysosome membrane. The record is from RefSeq and is a predicted model, not a curated record. Gene Ontology annotation, biological process: endosomal transport; endosome to lysosome transport; regulation of autophagosome maturation. Lineage: Eukaryota; Metazoa; Arthropoda; Malacostraca; Decapoda; Parastacidae.
CAAUAAAGAGCCAGCUUUCCCAGUGACCAAUCAAGAGGCGAAUAUGAUGUUGUGGGGGGAAGGUAUUGUUUGUUGACAAUAAUCUGUCAGCUGUGCUGGCCCUCCUGCCACACACACACACACUCCUCGCUGCUCUUACUGACACUAUGGGCUCCCUCUGAAGGUUAAAUCAUGCUGAAGGGCCGGGGGUGGUUUGGAGGAGGUUUAUGGAAGACCAAGAACCCUCACUCACUGGAACAUCUCAGGUACCUGUACAAUGUGCUCAGUAAGAACCAGGUUGUGCAGGAAAGUAACCGCGGCCUUCUGGUGGAGAACCUCCGUGCCAUUGCUGAAAUACUCAUCUGGGGUGACCAGAAUGAUUCAUCAGUAUUUGAUUUCUUCUUGGAGAAGAAUAUGUUAUCUUUCUUUCUUCGCAUCAUGAAGCAGAAAUGUGGAAGCUAUGUAUGUGUUCAGCUGCUUCAGACACUCAAUAUCCUCUUUGAAAACAUACGCAAUGAAACUUCACUAUAUUACCUGCUGUCCAAUAACCACGUAAACUCUAUUAUCGUCCACAAGUUUGACUUCAGUGAUGAAGAGGUCAUGGCCUACUACAUAUCCUUCCUCAAGACCUUAUCACUAAAGCUCAAUGUCCAUACAAUUCACUUUUUCUAUAAUGAGCACACAAAUGACUUCCCACUCUAUACAGAAGCAAUCAAGUUUUUUAAUCAUCCAGAAAGUAUGGUGCGGAUAGCUGUUCGAACGCUAACUCUUAAUGUAUACCGGGUCAAUGAUCAAUCCAUGCUCCAGUUUAUCCGUGAUCGAACUGCAGCUCCUUAUUUCUCUAACCUCGUUUGGUUUAUAGGCAACCACAUACUAGAACUAGAAAAUUGUGUACGAAGUGAUGUUGAUCACAACAGUCGAAGCCGUCUUGCAGACUUAGUUGCAGAGCACCUAGACCAUCUCCACUAUCUGAAUGACAUACUUAAGUUGGACAUAAAGACUCUUAAUGCUGUACUAGCUGAUCACCUGCUGAACAGGUUGCUUGUUCCACUACUGGUGUACUCUCUCAAUCCUUCUCAGGACAAGGAUGAUCGACCGAGAGUAAGCAGUGUUGUCUCGCUGUUCUUGCUGGCUCAAGUGUUUCUUAUUGUGUCUCAUGCCCCGCUAGUCAGAGCACUUGCAAAAAUAAUUUUCCAUGCAGACAACUCUAUAUUUUCUGAAGACACAAUUAUUUUACAGUUUUUUGAGGUAUUUCAGGGGCAGCGCCUGGUGCGUAGAGGCUUUGUUGCGCCUGAGGAGCCCCUUGAGAAGUCCUUGCAAGCAAAAACAUCAAGUGGUUCAGGGAGUAGUUCUUCACACAGUCCGAGUAACAGCUUAUCAAGAGGGGAUGCCAGUAGUAGCAAGGGUGGCAUUAGUAGUGGUAGGUCAUCCUUGGACCAGGAGGCUGAGGAGGCUGUGCUCUGUCAAGAGUUGCGGGUAUCAACUCCUGCUGCAGAUAUAAUGGCAAGCAUUGGCAUUUCUGACUUGGAAGCCACCCAUGUUAACAUCACUGAUGAAGAGAAGGAGCAGCUCAGAGCUUCAGAUCACUUAGGAGGAAAUAUGGUUGAUGUUGGGAUAACAGAACGCUCACUCGCUUCCCGGCCAUUUCUUCAAUCAACUAUUGCAUCUUUGGACUGCUCGGAAAAUGACUAUGCGUCUCUGUUUGCAUUGUGCCUCCUGUAUGCACUCGGUCAUAAUCAAGGUAUCAAUCAAGAACUUUUGGAUUUGGUGGUGGGAAGUGGAGAUACUUCAGACACUAAAUUACUUUACAACACACUCUUGGUGGACAAAAUGCUUGAAAUCAUCACUUUGAGUUGUCAGUAUAAUUCACGUGUGCGUGUAGCUACCCUGGAAAUGGCCAUCUUAGUGUUGAAGCAGCUAAUUGGUGUAGGGUCCAGCAGUUGCAGAAAACACACCAGUUGUCUUCGUGACCACCAUUUAGCAUCACUGGAAGGUGCUCGGGAAGAGGCAACACUUAUGCUCAGGAAUUUUUAUAAAAGUGAAGAGAUCUUCUUGGACAUGUUUGAGGAUGAGUGGCAUGAGAUGCACCGGAAACCCCUUAAUGUGGAGUAUCUUCUGCAAGAUGCUUCUGUAUUAUUACCACCAGCAGGCACACCACUCACUGGCAUUGACUUUAAUAAAAGAUUGCCCUGUGGAGAGGUUGAACGAGCACGACGAGCCAUGCGAGUGUUCUUCCUGGUUCGAGAGAUUACCUUGGCUGUACGUGAUGAGCCAGACAGCCACUUGCCUCUGACAAACCCUGCUGCCUGUGUCCAAGUAGCUGAUGUUCUAGAUCUUAAUAACAGUGACCUGAUUGCCUGCGUGGUUAUUCCUCGGGAUGGACAGCGCACCAAACGCUUUCUAGUGAUUGAUGUCAUUCAGCUGAUCCUUGUGGAACCAGACUUGAGGAGACUAGGCUGGGGAGUGGCAAAAUUUGUAGGUUUUUUACAGGAUUUAGAAGUGAAUGGAGAUAAAGAUGAUUCUCGAGUGCUACAUUUAACCAUCCACCGGCCAUCUGCAUCAUCGGGAGUCACUGGAAGACCAACCACUCCCCUCUUAGCAGCAAAAUUUAUUUUCGAUGACCAUAUACGAUGUAUGGCUGCUAAACAAAGAUUAACCAAAGGGAGGAUGAAAGCACGACAAAGAAAAUUGCACCAGAUUGCUCGGUUAUUAGAACUCCCAGGCCAUUUACAGCCUUGUCCAUCACCACCAGCACACGCCCUUCACACCAUGAGACAAGAAGCCCAUAGACGCGGCUUGAGCCGUGCUGUUGCCGCAGAUGGACGCAGUCGUAGUCAAUCUCACCGUCCAAUGUUUAACGUGACGCGUGUGCCGGGCUUUGCUCUGAAGCGUGAUGGAGUAAAUCAGCAUAUUACCUCAGAUACAGAAGAGCAUGGAAGCAGUUGUACAGGACGAUCAGAAUCCCAAAGUCCAAGUCACAGUGAUCGUCCAGUUAGUAGACAGCCACAGACUAGUCAGGAGAGAGGCUCUCGAUCUAGUUCUCGACCUCGGCCACGUAGUGAAGAAAUACCACUGGAAGACAUGAUGGCAUCUGGGGGUUUUCCUCAGGCCUCGCCAUCUAUGCCUAAGGUGAACGUAGAGAGUACUAGCUCCCCACGGGGCAGUAACAGUAGUAGCUCUUCUAGCACUGAAGGAGAGACCACUGCUCUAGAAAGAUCAAUUUCUGCAAACCUAGAGUUACCUGGAAGGCCCAGCACGACAAGUCCUGGAACAGAUGAGAGAAUGUGGCCAUGUGCAUCACUUGUGGGGAAUCCCGAGCUGUCUCCUGGACCCACUCGUCUCUUACCACCUCUUAGUCAUAUUCCCUCUCCGCUCCUCCUGACAGCUACUGAUUCUAAUUCACUACCCAUGGAAAAUGAUAAGCACAGUUUUAUGACAACUCCACAUACAAACUUUACACCUCAGAUGGACGAGACUGAAACGUCUUUUACUGCCAAACCUCCGCUCGCCAGAACUACUAAUGGUUAUGAUGUUUAUGAACCACAUACAAAUGGAAGUGUUAAUGUUGGUAGCAGGAAACAUGAUAGCCCAAGAAACAGUGUUGGUUCGGCUGAUUUUAGCCCAAUACGUAGAAGUAGAAUUAAAGGAAAUGUAGAAACUGUGUGAUAUAAAAAUUAUAGUGAUGUUUAUAGUGUACAGUACUUAAUGCCAUUAUAUCAUAAUUUCUUUUUCUCUCUGAUGCCUAAUUUGUUAUAUUAGUGAAUGAUCAGAAAAAAGAAACAGGAAAGAAGUUUCAUUCUAUAUAUUUUUCAAAAUUUGUUUGUGUAAAGUUUAUUGUUGGAUAUUGAAGUUUGUUUAAUAUAUAGUUUAUGAAAAAAGGUAACAUUAUAAAAUUCCCAGCAAAUUUCUGAAGUGGCCCUUUCCAGGUCUCAAGUUCACUGAAAGUGCUUGAGAUGCUUUAGGAUGAUACAUAAAGCCAGAUCUCUCAAGAAGAGAUCUGUUCAUUAAGGAGCAUGGUGCUAAUAGAGGUAGAGUGGGCAUAAGUUUGCACAUACAGGGGCUCCCACAACUUAUGAAUAUCCAGGUUACUAAACAUCCUCAUUUAUGAGCUAGAUUCAUUAGAAAUAAUAUUGAAAAAAUAGUCCUUUUAUGCACUCCAACCCACAGUUACAGACAUAUAGUGCAUGACCAAAUUUUGUGUUGUUCUUUACAAGAAAAUAGGUUCCAGGUUACAAACAUCAUGUCCAUAAGUUGGAAUUCUAGAAAUGCGACUCUUUCUUUAGUUGGGGACUCCCUGUAAACUUUAUCUUAGUUAAUUGGCUUUUAAAAGGAAAGAAUAUUUUUUCAUACAACUGAAAUUAAGCUAAUUAUGAUAUACACAAUAAUACAUUAGUGUAUAAGAUUCUUUAACAAUUAAAAUUAAAACAAGGUACUUUAUGUUAUGUGAAAAUUUUUUCAUGGUGUCCUUAUAUUUUUUUAAUUUGUAAAGGACAAAUUGAUUUAAUGAUGUUAUUUAAUAUACAAAUUAAAAUAUUAGUGAUGUAUUUACAAGUGAUUUAAAUAUAAUUAUUUAUAGAACAUAUACGUAUAAUGAAAUUUAAACCAUAGUCAAAAAGUCAAUUUCUUGAGUCAUUUUGUCAGACUAUUGGUAAAAUUUGUUGCCACAAGCACUUACAUGAGACAGUGAUCAGAAUUAACAUAAUAAAGUUAUCUACAGUGCAGCUUGUGAUGUUCACUAAUAUGUGAUAUUUAAAGCUAUGUUAGGAUCAUAUGUAUAUUAACUUAGUUAUUAUGUAGUGCUCUUUAUGUUGUAUGGAAAAGAGUAAAUAUGAUUUUCUGUUGAAUUUUCAAGAAAGAUACUUAAAAAGCAUUUUGUGAAUUAGUUUUGUCCUAUUGUAUGCUACUUGAUGAUGGUAAAACUUAAUUUAGUUGCCAUAAUGAGCAAGGGUUUUCCUAAUAAACGCUGAUGAAUUACAGUACAUAACAUAGUUGGCAUUUCCAAGUAUGUAUAUUACUCGAUGACGGUGUCCACUGCUAAUUGCAAAAUACCUUGUGGGCAGGUAUAUAUUGUCUUGAAGUAUUGAUAUAUUUACAUGCAAGGCAAUGCACAAUCAUCUGCCUAUGCUUUUUAAGUAGAGGUUAUAAUGUAGAUCUCAUGCACAUAGAAAGCUACGGGCCACCUGCAAUUACUUUUUCUAUAUGAAAAUCAGUAGGUUAUUACAAAUUUGUAGCAGUGCUAAAUGACCUAGUUGUGUUUGUUUUGGAAAGACAGCUAAGGAGUGAGUAAUGGUGACUGUCUUACCUUCUUUGAAUCAACUCUUCCUUAUUGGAAAAUGACUACCUAUAUGUACUAUAUUAGCUGCUAGUACUUCCAUCUAUGGGUGAAAUUAAAAUUAUACAGCAUAA